Lottia gigantea (owl limpet) is the source of this 1380-nucleotide messenger RNA. RefSeq lists its product as hypothetical. The transcript has 7 exons. Bases 1 to 1380 code for a protein of 459 amino acids. The record is from RefSeq and is a predicted model, not a curated record. Lineage: Eukaryota; Metazoa; Mollusca; Gastropoda; Lottiidae.
AUGGUAAGACGAGAUGAUCCCGAUUCGGAUAACGAGGUGUGCGAAGAGGCAGCAUUGGAGGCUGCACUGGAAGCAGAUAAAGCUAGAUUACUGCGGCAGUUACGAGUCAUGGAAUCAGAUAAAAGAGCUUAUGCAGAAGAAACUGGAAAUAUCAUAAGGAAACAAAAAAGUCAGAUUAAGACUCUACUGAGAGAGGAUAAAGAAUUGGGUACAGUUCUAAAAUUAGCACAGAGUGACAAGAACUGUAACCUAGAUGAGAACAACACCUAUAUAUUACAACAUCUUGUCGAGUUGAAGGAUGAAUAUGAACUUGCUGGUGAAGAAGAAAAGAAGAAAAUUGCAGAAUUGGAUGUUGAGAUUAAGAAAAUGGAAAAGGAGUUAGCUCAACAAAGAAAAGCGAAUGGUUCGGAUACUUGUGUAUCAGCUGAGAUGAUGAUACGUAAAAGAACAAGAGUGUUGGAGAACAGAUUAGGCCAGAGCACGGUUAAGUUUAACGAACAACUUGCUAUCAAUACCAAACAACGUAAAUUAAUUGACCAUUCUAGACAAGAGAGAAACCUCUUUACUAGUAUCUUUAAUAAGUUGGACAAAGAACUUCAACAACUUAGAAAAGAAAUGUCUCAAUUUAUUGAAGAAGCUUCACAGGCUUAUGAACAGAGAGAUGAAGCUUACAAUAAAAUGGUGGCACUAAAAGAACGCAGUGAGAAAGAUCAAGCUCAGUAUGAUUUGGAAAUGAAAGAAUUACAAAGAUUCAUUGAUCAUGAUAAUAAGCUGAAAGAAUUUAUGAUGAUUAAAGCUAAUGAUAGAGCUGAAUUCAAGGAGGAAGAAGAAGCCAAGAAAAAAAAAUCUGAAACAGCUCAGAUAGAGACGUACGAAGAAGCUGCUCAAGAAAUCAGAAACAUCACUGGAGAGCAGGAUUUUGCAGCUAUUACUUCAGAAUUUCUCAGAAAAGAAAACGAAAACUUUGCCUUGUUCAGUUUUGUAAACGAGUUAAACAACGAAGUGGAAAAACUCCAAGAAGACAUAAGUACAACUAAACAGGAAAUACAAAGAUUUGAAGAAGAUGACGUCAAGAUGGAAGCCGAAAGAAGAGAUUUUCUGUUAGAAUUUGAGACGCAAAGCAAAAUAGCUAAACAAGAGACAGAGCUGGCAGUAUCAAGAAUCAGUGAAUGUUCCGAUAAAUUAAACAAACUAACAGAAGGAGUCAACUCUUUAUUUAGUGGUUUAAAAUGUGAUAGCUCUGCUAUCAAGGAAAUGUUGGGAAGUGAAGACGGAGUUACAGAGAAAAAUAUCUUGCUCUACAUGGGAAUCAUUGAACAUCGUACCAUGGAGUUACUGCAUAUAAUACAUUACAUCGAUAUGAAGGUUUGUAAUGAGUAG